Messenger RNA from Kwoniella botswanensis, 2625 nucleotides. RefSeq lists its product as uncharacterized. The transcript has 10 exons. The record is from RefSeq and is a predicted model, not a curated record. The coding region runs from base 1 to 2625 and encodes 874 amino acids. Lineage: Eukaryota; Fungi; Basidiomycota; Tremellomycetes; Tremellales; Cryptococcaceae.
AUGAUACUUUACUCCAGUACUCUGGCUUUUGCCCUCUCAGCGACUGUCUCUUGGGCAAGUCAAGUAUGUUCAUCUGAACAUUGCCUGGAUGGCAAAAGCUCUUCUCAAAUUCUAGCGUACGACUCGUCUCCUUCCAAAUAUCUUACACCGGGGACAUACUCCGAUUCUUCUCUCUCCCCAUCCUCCUCAUUGCUCAACAUCAAUCGAUCCUCCGAUACGUUGACUGUAUCACUACCCUCUACUCCGUUGGGAUUCCCUAGGACUAUAUAUGAUGGAUCACCGAACGUAUGGGAUAAUGGGAAUUGGUCAUUGGAUGAUUGGAAGAGUAUCUACUUACCUUCGAACUGGUACGGUGUUUUGGAAGGAGGGAAGGUAGUUUGGGGUGCUUUACCUGAUAAAGGUCAACUACCGAAUGACAUGACAGGAUUGAGAUUAGUCAGAGCGGCUUCGGCUGCCUGUGAUCCCACCUGUUCAUCUCAUGGUGUUUGUAUUCCAUCCAAUACCUCCUCGACGGGUACUUGUCAAUGUUCGACUGGCUGGGCAGGAUCGACGUGCGAUCAGUGCGCCACUGGGUUUUGGGGGCCUUCCUGUUCUCCUGGACCAUCGAAUUGUACGAUAUGGGAUGACGGUUUAUCUGGCACAGGAGCAUGUCUGGGCACGGCCUCCUCGUCUUCAUUGGCUUGCAAUUGCGAUCACGGAACAUGCACCUCGUCGAACCAGUGUAUCUGUUCAGCAGGAUGGCAGACCAAUUCGACGGUAUCAUCAGCGUUGUGCAACACAUGUGCCGAAGGCUUUUUCCAGGAUUCCCAGGGGAACUGUCUCGCUUGUCCACUCGGAUGCGAUACAUGCACCCUCCAGCAAGGUACAAAUUCAACUGCAACCUGCACAUCAUGCUCCGACAGCUUAUCCCUUACGACUGCAAGCCCAGCAGCGUGCUCAGCAGCCACUGGAUCUUGCGCGGAUGGAACAUACUAUGACGCUGGCAGCGCUUCUUGCAAAAGCUGUUCGCCAGCAUGUUCCACUUGUACCGGUCCCUCAACAUCCGAUUGUCUAUCUUGUGCAUCACCCCGAGUUAACUUGCAAGGUUCCUGUGUUUAUUACGAUGCCUCGACGGGUAUAUGUGAUUCGGCGCUAUCGACAUUGCAAGGUGUCUACGUGGUCAACCUGGACAAGAGUGAAUGUGAUGCAUGUCCCUCUGGCUGUCUUGAAUGCCAUAUUCCGUCCUUCGCCAAUAUCAAGGGAUACGAUACCUUACAGUGUUCGUCUUGUCAAGAAGGGUAUCUACUGGAAGAUAGAAAAUGCGUUAUGAAAUGUAAUGAUGGUUGGUUUUUGCCUGAGGGAAGCGCAGCUAAGAACGGAACAUGCCAAAAAUGCGACUCUAUUUGUUCCACAUGCGUUUCCAGCUCCACAACCUGUACUUCCUGCCCUUCUCCACUAUUCGCUUCAGGCGGUAACUGUCUAUCUACCUGUCCAUCAUCGACAACUCCCUUAAAUGGUACCUGUGUACCGUGUCCAGUGGAUUGUACGACCUGUUCAUCUCCUACGGAGUGUUCGACUUGCCCUUCGGAUCGGCCAGUCCUAUCCAAUGGAAGAUGUUUAGACCACUGCUCGAAAGACGAGUACCACGACCCAUCAAGAGGAUGUCAAGCAUGCGAUUGGAGAUGUUCGUCAUGUUCUGCAGGCGAUUUCAGAUCGUGUACCUCAUGUUCUGAUGGCUAUAUCCAUAAAAAAGGGGAAUGUGUAGCUGCUAGCUGUGACGAAGGAGGUUUCGCUAGUGGAUUAGGUGUAUGUUUAAGUGACUUGGUGGAUAAGUCAAGUAGAUCGAAACUAUUCUGGUUAUUCUUCUUGAUCAUCCUACUGUUAGGUGCGGGUAUAGGAGGAUUUUGGUGGUAUGUUAGAAGAGAAAGACAGAAGACUAGGAAAGCUACAAAGGAAUUUGGAGACAAAUUAGUUGAGAGGACUGUUCAAGAUAACUUAAGAGUAUUGAGAUUAGAAAGACUUUCGGGGUUACAAAGGCUCUUAACUUCGGACGAACCAAAACAACAAGCAGAAGGAUACGAAGAGAAGAGAAAUAAGAGAUUUAGGGAAUUACUGUUGCCUUCCAAAAGAAAGCGAACGGAUGUGGAGAAAGAUAUAGAAUUGAAAUCUACCAAUUUCGCUUCGGAUCGAAUGACUUAUGGUUAUGGUGUACCUCCUCCACCAUAUGUUCCGUCUGAGCUUUCUACUCCUACAAAUGUGAAAGAUGGAAGUAAGAGAGAUUCGUUAGAUUCGAUACCCACUCCAAUACUACCUUCUUUAGUAUCACCCACUAUACCGACUUUCGAUUCUUCAUCUUCAUCUUUAGGCCGCAGACCGAAGAUGGAAAGAAAAGAAAGUAAUGGUAACACCACUAUUCAUUCGAUGUCAACCCCUAUUUCACCAGAAUACCAAACUUCACUGAUGCCUCCCCCGCGUCCUGGGAUGAUACGAACUACCACACAGGAAAGAGAACGAGAAGUGAAUAGAAACAGACGAGGUGAUGUGCAAAUUCAAGAUGGCGAAGAAAAUGAUGAUAUAGAAUUUGAGAGGAUAUUAAGGGAUUUAUGGCCAAAUUUGAAAAGGAGAGAACAAGAAGGGUGGAUCUGA